AUGAGCGGCCUACGGUUCCUCGACCUGAUCAAGCCUUUCACUCCUUUGCUUCCCGAAGUGUCGGCUCCAGAAACCAAAACCCCUUUCAACCAGAAGCUCAUGUGGACGGGCCUGACCCUCUUAAUAUUUCUCGUGAUGAGUCAGAUGCCUCUUUACGGUAUAGUAUCCUCUGAUACUUCGGAUCCUCUCUACUGGCUUCGCAUGAUGCUGGCCAGCAACCGUGGAACUCUUAUGGAACUUGGUACAACGCCGAUAAUUUCUUCGGGCAUGGUUUUUCAGCUUCUUGCAGGCACCCACCUCAUUGAUGUGAACUUGGAUCUGAAGACGGACCGAGAACUCUACCAGACUGCCCAAAAGCUAUUCGCGCUCAUCCUAUCCUUUGGUCAGGCCAUGGUGUUCGUGCUGACGGGUCUCUACGGCCAACCGGCCGAUUUGGGCGCGGGCGUCUGCGUUUUACUUAUAGUCCAGUUGUGCCUUAGUGGUCUCAUCGUUAUUCUUCUAGACGAGCUGUUGCAGAAGGGCUACGGAUUAGGAAGCGGCAUUUCUCUGUUCAUCGCUACGAAUAUUUGUGAAUCCAUAGUUUGGAAAGCUUUUUCUCCCACGACCAUCAACACAGGCCGUGGUCCUGAGUUUGAAGGCGCUGUCAUUGCACUCUUCCACCUCCUCCUCACAUGGCCAGACAAGCAGCGAGCGUUGCAAGAGGCGUUUUAUCGCCAGAAUCUUCCCAAUAUCAUGAACCUACUUGCAACCUUGGUGGUCUUUGCCGCGGUGAUCUACCUCCAGGGGUUCCGCGUAGAAAUACCAGUCAAGAGCUCACGACAGCGCGGAAUGCGUGGUUCCUAUCCAAUCCGAUUGUUCUACACCUCUAACAUGCCCAUCAUGUUACAGUCGGCGCUCAGCUCCAACAUUUUCCUCAUGUCGCAGAUGUUGUACUCUAGAUUCAGUGAAAACCUCCUUGUCAAGUUGCUUGGAGUCUGGGAACCAAGAGAAGGCAGCGCUCAGCUCUAUGCUAGCUCUGGGAUUGCCUAUUAUAUGUCCCCACCACUCAACUUUACGGAAGCAAUCCUUGAUCCCGUUAAGACUGCAAUCUAUAUCGUAUUUAUGUUGACCGCCUGCGCUAUCUUUUCGAAGACCUGGAUCGAAGUCAGCGGCUCUGCACCCCGAGAUGUAGCAAAGCAGCUCAAGGAACAAGGGCUAGUCAUGGCGGGUCACAGGGAACAGAGCAUGUACAGAGAGCUCAAGAGGAUCAUCCCUACUGCGGCAGCAUUCGGCGGAGCGUGUAUCGGUGCUCUGUCCGUCGCCAGUGAUCUUAUGGGUGCUCUAGGCUCAGGGACGGGUAUACUACUAGCCGUGACCAUUAUCUACGGGUAUUUCGAAAUUGCCGCGAAGGAAGGUGAUAUGGCAGGGCUGAAGGGGAUGGUGAUGGGGUGA
Letharia columbiana is the source of this 1431-nucleotide messenger RNA. RefSeq lists its product as uncharacterized. NCBI's taxonomy places the organism in Eukaryota, Fungi, Ascomycota, Lecanoromycetes, Lecanorales, Parmeliaceae. The transcript has 13 exons. Gene Ontology annotation, biological process: post-translational protein targeting to membrane, translocation; SRP-dependent cotranslational protein targeting to membrane, translocation. Bases 1 to 1431 code for a protein of 476 amino acids. The record is from RefSeq and is a predicted model, not a curated record. Gene Ontology annotation, cellular component: membrane; Sec61 translocon complex. Gene Ontology annotation, molecular function: transmembrane protein transporter activity; signal sequence receptor activity; ribosome binding.